CCCGUAACGAGUUUUGGUUUUAAAUAUGUGUUUGUGUUGCUGACACGCAUUGCUCUCUAUAUUUCUUUGCACCUUUCAUUCUCAUCAUUACUACUAUUUCUCAACGCCUCAUACCUGCAGCUUAUUAGUUAACAAGAUGGUAAACUACUGGAAAUCCAAGGUUCUGCCCAAGAUCAAGAAAGUCUUUGAGAACCCAAAAAAGGCAGCUGCUCUUGAAGCUUGCAAGGCCUUCGAUGAAUCUAAGGAGCAAUAUUCGAAAGAGUGUGAAGAGAAAAAGACAGAUCUUGAGCCCAAAGUUACCGAAAUCUAUCAAGCUUCAUCUACUGAGAUUAAGGCUUUGAUCAAGGAACCAACGGAUGCAGCUGUGAAAAAGCACUCCGCAGCAGUCCAGAAAUUCCUCGACGAGCUUGCUAAGAUCGAUUUUCCGGGUUCAAAAUCAGUGAGCGAAGCAGCUAGUAAAGUUGGACCAGCAUACGUGUCUGGUCCGGUUCUGUUUGUGUUCGAGAAGGUCUCCACUUUCAUACCUGCCCUUGUUGAAGAGGAGAAGAAGAAAGAGGAGGAGAAGAAAGAGGAGGCUGUCCCGCCACCGGCUGAGGCUGAGGCUGAGAGUUCCAAAGAGGAGGUUAAAGAGAAGGAGAUCGCUGUGGAGGCGGCUGUUGAGGAGAAACUCGAGGAUGCGCCGCCAGCACCAGCAGCAGACCCUCCUAAGCCUUGAAGGCUGAAGCCCUCUCUCUCCCCUCAUAUUUGCCACCAAUAUGUUUGUAAUUGUAUAUGUGAUUGAUUUCUUAUUCUUUAUGUGUCAAUUUCAUUAUUUAUAUUAUAUAUACAUAUAGGGGAGUAAUCAAUUGCUAACUUAA
Messenger RNA from Salvia splendens (bonfire salvia), 857 nucleotides. Its product is annotated as plasma membrane-associated cation-binding protein 1. Lineage: Eukaryota; Viridiplantae; Streptophyta; Magnoliopsida; Lamiales; Lamiaceae. Gene Ontology annotation, cellular component: plasma membrane. Bases 137 to 715 code for a protein of 192 amino acids. The transcript is spliced from 5 exons. The record is from RefSeq and is a predicted model, not a curated record.